Messenger RNA from Amaranthus tricolor (Joseph's coat), 1739 nucleotides. Its product is annotated as cardiolipin synthase (CMP-forming), mitochondrial. Bases 254 to 1213 code for a protein of 319 amino acids. Lineage: Eukaryota; Viridiplantae; Streptophyta; Magnoliopsida; Caryophyllales; Amaranthaceae. Gene Ontology annotation, molecular function: cardiolipin synthase activity. Gene Ontology annotation, biological process: cardiolipin biosynthetic process. The transcript has 8 exons. Gene Ontology annotation, cellular component: membrane; mitochondrion. The record is from RefSeq and is a predicted model, not a curated record.
CCUCAUCAAAGUUACCAUCCCCCUUCAUGUUAUUCCUCUUCCAAUCUGAAAACCCCUUCUUAAACCUCUACAGUGUUUCUUACUUCCUCCAUUAAUCUGCACCAGAAGCUUCUCAAUCUCAACCAUUUCCUUCAAAUCUUAGGGCUAACAUUGUAUCCACUCAACGAUAUUUUUUUUAAUCACCUUCACAAUCAAAGCAAACCCAAUUUAAUUUUCAAUAUUCAUAUUCAAUUGAUCUCUUAAACCAUCAUUAAUGGCGAUCUUAAGAUCCCUGAAAAAGAUCAUCAAAAACCCUAAUUUCAAUUUCAUUGCAAUCACAAAAACUCAACCACUCUCGAGAAAUCCUUUACUCUCUUCCGAUGCAGCUCUUUCUUUUCCAUCAUUACAUGGGCCUCUUUUCCUUUCUUCUCCUCCUUGGAUGCUUUCUCUCUUUGCCACCCCGCUUCUUGUUCGUAGCGACGUCGUUUUCCCUCGUAGUUUGAGGCUCAUUCAGCAUCCCCAAUUAGGGUUUCCGUUUAAAUUAGGGUUUGUUAAGCAAUUGGGUCAUAAAAGUGAGAAACUUAAUGCAGAUGUUGAUGAAACUAAAAAUGCUGGACUUGUUGAUAGUUUUGUUAAUUUACCCAAUUUGGUCUCUUUUUCCCGAAUGAUUUCAGGCCCUUUUCUCGGUUGGAUGAUUAUUAAUGAAUGGUAUCUUCCCGCAUUUGCGGGAUUGGCCAUUUCUGGCGCUACUGACUGGCUGGAUGGAUUUCUGGCCAGGAGGAUGGGCAUCAAUUCCGUGGUUGGCUCGUACCUAGAUCCUCUUGCAGAUAAGGUUCUCGUUGGAAGUGUUGCUCUAGCAAUGGUAAAGCAAAGUCUCUUGCACCCUGGACUCGUCAGUCUAGUGGUGCUACGAGAUGUGAUGCUAGUUGGCGGUGCUGUAUACAAAAGAGGCAGUAGCUUAAGGUGGCAGUGGAAGAGCUGGUAUGAUUUCUUCAACCUUGAUGGAACUCUUCCAGAAAAGGUUGAGCCUUUAUUCAUCAGUAAGGUAAAUACAGUUUUCCAACUUUUGUUAGUUGCUGCUGCGUUGCUACAACCUGAACUUGGGACUCCUCAGACUCAGACGUACAUCACAUAUCUUAGUUGGUUGGUGGCUUCUACUACAGUGGGUUCUACAGCAGCAUAUGGAGUGCAGCACAUGAGAAACAAACCCAUUUCAAUUGCAAGGGGUUGUUGAGCGGGAAAUUUUGCUACUCCCACUCCACCCGAGUUUCUGAAUUGUUCCCCUUGAUGGCCAGUGCCCAAUGCCGAGAAGGUUUAGCCGUCCAAUUAUCCUUCCAUACAUCACACGGUAUUUGAUACGAAAACUCUUAUGAAAUAUGGAAGGUUAACGCUGCAGGCAUUUGCAAUACACCUCUUGCCUCCAAGUUGCAAGGAUCUGACCUAUUCGAUUUGGUAACGAGUCCUUGCAUUGUGCAUUUUUGCGUUUUUGUAAAAUUGUAACAUUAGUUUAGGAAAUAAUAGGUACUGUAUGCGCAAUGUCGUUGGUUGGUUUCGCAAUUUCUUCUUCAUUGCAGAAUCUUUAUGGUAAGGUGAUUCAUCUGAAAGCGUUCAAGAUAAAAAAAUAAAAAAACAACAUUUAUAGAUUAUUAGUAAGAACACUGUCGCCUUGUUGGCAUAUAUCAAGAGAAGAAUUUCCUUAUUGCCGUGAUUAAGCGUCCCUUUGCUGUUGUCAAUGGAAUGAGGAAAAUGCAACUUUUUCA